Molecule: messenger RNA, 1613 nt
Organism: Anolis sagrei ordinatus
Lineage: Eukaryota; Metazoa; Chordata; Lepidosauria; Squamata; Anolidae
Product: sialidase-3-like
Biological process (GO): ganglioside catabolic process; oligosaccharide catabolic process
Cellular component (GO): cytoplasm; intracellular membrane-bounded organelle; membrane
Molecular function (GO): exo-alpha-sialidase activity
Source: RefSeq, a predicted model, not a curated record
UGGGGCUUUGGGGUUGGUGGAGGUGCAGGAGUGGCUUGUGGCAUGUUUUUGGGUUCUCCUCUAUGAAGCCGCCUCUCUUGCCACCAGCCCAAUCUUGCAGCAGCCGACGCUUGGAAAUUGCUGCAGAGGAGGUGCCAGGCAGGGAAAACCGGCUUGCAAAAACCCUUGUCUUCAUUCCCUGCCUGUGCCUAGGAGCCUGGGGCACCCCACUGCAACAAAAGGAAGGACCCUAAGACACUUCCCUCCCUUUUCCUUCUCCCCCUUUCCUCCCUUCAUUGGUUCUGCAACCCCUCCUCUUCCUUUGCAGGUACCCCAUCCUCCUAGCUGAAGAAUUUGAUGCAAGGAUAUUUCUGCCCUCCCAGAAGACAUGGCAGAGGCAGCAGCCGGUUUUGGGAAGGUGGUUCUUUUCCGCCAAGGAGCGCCCAGAGGACUCACCUACCGCAUCCCAGCCUUGCUGUACCUGCCGUCCGAAUCUGCUUUCCUGGCCUUUGCGGAAGAGCGCUCCUCACCCAAAGACGAAGAUGCCCGGUUCCUGGUGAUGCGGCGAGGGCAAAAGCAAGGGACAUCUGUCCACUGGGGUCCGCAGGAAUCUCUGAUGACGGCCACGUUGCCGGGCCACCGCACCAUGAACCCUUGCCCGCUGUACGAGAGGAACAGCCGCACCGUUUUCCUCUUCUUUAUCUGUGUCCAAACUGAAGUGACGGAGCAGCAGCAGCUCAGAAGAGGGAAGAACGCCGCCCGGCUGUGUUACGUCUCGAGCCGAGAUGGUGGCCGGACCUGGAGCCACACCACCGACCUGACCGAAAAGGCCAUUACGGAUAACUUGAGGAGAUGGGCCACUUUUGCUGUUGGGCCGGGUCACGGCCUCCAGUUGAGCUCGGGCCGAUUGGUGGUCCCGGCUUACGCCUACUACAUCCACCGGCGUUGCUUUGGGCACCCGCUCACUGUCUGGACGAAACCCCAUUCCUUCAUGUUCUAUAGUGAUGAUGGUGGGAAGAACUGGUCCCAGGGCCGGCUCCUCAGGGCCUUGCGGACAUCCGAAUGCCAGGUCGCUGAAUUGACCGGCCAGGAUAAUAGUCCAAUGUUAUAUUGUAAUGCCCGGAGUCCUGACAGGUACCGGGCAGAGGCCUUCAGUGCAGAUCACGGAGAAUUCUUUGACGAAUCCUUUCUCUCUGAGGAGUUGUGUGAACCUCCCAAUGGAUGCCAGGGCAGCGUCAUGAGCUUUUCACCCAUGGUGGAGCUAGGCACCCAUUCCUCCUCAGCCUCCUAUGAGAGCACAAAGCAAUGGCUGAUCUUCUCCCACCCCACAAACAAGCACCGUCGCCUGGACCUGGGCAUCUACUUGAACAUGUCUCCCUUGGAGAAAGAAUCCUGGAAAGGCCCGUGGGUGCUGAACAAAGGGCCCAGUGGCUAUUCGGACCUGGCCGUGUGCAAGGAAAGGAAGUCUCUGCUCUUUGGUUGCUUGUUUGAGUGUGGGGCAGCCCAUUCCUAUGAAGAAAUUGCUUUCAAGCUCUUCACCGAUGCCGAGCUUUUGAGGGAAGGGCCAUUCUGAGCUGAGUCUCCCUCAGAGUUGCAAGUCAUCAUAUCAUCAUCAUCAUUAACAUUAUCAUCUU